UCAAAAGUAGGAGGCCACAAGCUGUGGGGAAAGGAGGGACUUGGAGGAUGCUUAAAUAGCAGGCAUGCUUUCUCCAGUCAGUCAGCAGCUGAUCCAGCUUCCAGUCACCAUGAAGGCUCUCCUGACUCUGGGGCUCCUCCUGUUUUCUGUCAGUGUCCAGGCCAAGGUCUAUGAACGCUGUGAGUUUGCCAGAGCUCUGAAAAGAAGUGGAAUGGAUGGUUACUAUGGGUUCAGCCUGGGAAACUGGAUGUGUGUAGUUCAUUAUGAGAGCAAUUAUAACACAACUGCUAUAAACUACAGCCCUGUAACCAAAAGCAGGAACUAUGGGAUAUUCCAGAUCAAUAGCCGAUACUGGUGUAAUGAUGAGAGAACCACACAGGCAGAGAAUAUUUGUAAAAUACCAUGCAGCGAUCUGCUGCGGGAUGACAUCACUGAAGCCAUAAAAUGUGUGAAGAAGGUUGUGAGGAAUAUCCAAGCUAUUCCAGCAUGGGCGUCAUUGAAGGCACACUGUGAAAACCGAGAUCUGUCCCAUUACACUCAGAACUGUGGCUUAUAA
Messenger RNA from Apodemus sylvaticus (European woodmouse), 556 nucleotides. Its product is annotated as lysozyme C-1-like. NCBI's taxonomy places the organism in Eukaryota, Metazoa, Chordata, Mammalia, Rodentia, Muridae. Bases 65 to 556 code for a protein of 163 amino acids. Gene Ontology annotation, biological process: defense response to Gram-positive bacterium; defense response to Gram-negative bacterium. Gene Ontology annotation, molecular function: lysozyme activity. The transcript has 4 exons. The record is from RefSeq and is a predicted model, not a curated record.